Doryrhamphus excisus (bluestripe pipefish) is the source of this 2448-nucleotide messenger RNA. The record is from RefSeq and is a predicted model, not a curated record. NCBI's taxonomy places the organism in Eukaryota, Metazoa, Chordata, Actinopteri, Syngnathiformes, Syngnathidae.
ACCUGCAAUGUGCAGUUUUCUCGCCUCUUCAGAAACUCCACAAAGCGCUCCACCACGCCCGGAGUGGCGAUGACUUCGUCAAUGGGUGGAUUGGGCUCUGUGGAUGGCAUGGUGACAAUUAACACCAAAGUACAAAAAAUGUGGUUGUUGAUGGACAAUGGUCUCUAUUUGAGGAAAACACUUCACCCUUAGAUAGAAGUUUCCGAAAUCGCUGGGUGCCAAUGAGUUGCUGCUCAGGAGAUGUAGAGAAGAUCAUUUGAGUCAUAUCCUCAGAGAUCACCCCGCCCUGCAGCAGACCAGAUGGACAAUCCAGAGUGUUUUACCAGCACAUCACUGCUGCACCCUUUUUAAAAUAAACAUCUCCCUCACCAUAAGCGGGUCCAUGUUGUUCGCCUGGGACUCCAGGUAGCCGCUGUCAGCCAUUCCGUCAUCUUCCAGGGUGCCGUCGUCAUCCACUGUGGCGACGUUUCUCCUUUUAAACAGCUGGUAGACAAAAGUCAGCAAAUGCGUGACUGACCUGUUACCAUGACCAGGAUUGAUUCAUCCCGGCAGUUGUCCUUGCAAUUUGACCUGAAGGUGAACUCACCUGUUCAUCCUUCUUCUGUUUGCGAAGUUGCAGACCUUCCUCUUCCCUCCGCCUUCGCAUUUCAUCUGUGUUGAGGGACUUGUUCUUGUAGCUCUUGAGUCGGGCAUUGUCCUUAGUCUGACUCAUUGUGCAGCCUGAGCGGACAACAAGAUACUUAAUGUUCAUUAACAGACAUCAUUGAUCACUUAUGUAACAUCAGCUUAAUUACAAGACUUUUCUUCCAGGGUGGUACAAGUUUAUCCUGUCGUACAGUCUGGUCUUAUCCAAUACAGGCAUUGCUGAUGAUCCUUUAAGUAUAGCGGUCCAGACGAACGAUGACAGCAAUACAGUUCAGCAAAUGAGGGCAUCUGAGGAUAUUUGGCUAGCUGCCUAGCAUUAACUGUACCGCCACGGCGACACGACAUGGAAUAAACAACACAUUUGGUCCAAAAUCGAAUGUGCUGUCAACCCUGGGGUGUUCUUAUCAUACUGGGACACGGAAGCGACACCUUAAGAGGCUCUUUAUCGAAUGUUCGAUCACCUGGCUAAGGCAUGCUAGCACAGUUAGCUAAUGCUAGCUUUCAAAUGCAACACUAACGUUCGCUGGCGUGACAACACCGAGACGGAGCGCCAUUUUACCGUCUCUGUCGACGCCUGUGGUUCCGCGCGUUUGGGGAAAAUGACAAGUUUGAUCCUUUUAUGGGUUAAAGUGAUGUUAGAAAUUCAAAUGUCACCUGUCAAAUCGGGCUCCUUUUUAAUCCCCUUAUUCGUUAGGCCUUCUCGAGCCGUCGCCGGUAUUGUACUGCGCAUGCGCCGUUUCCCCCGCACGCCUCCCCAGCCGUUUAUACAGGCUCCGCCCUGUCUAGCUGUCAAUAAUCUUUCAACAACAUGAUUAAAUGACAAUAUGCUUUUGCAUAUCUACAUCCUUAAAAACGGGUAACAUUUGUGGAAGGCAUAACUGAUUGGAUGGGUGGAUAACUUCAAGGUGUGCUUUGUGAAAGAGCAGGUUUUGGUUCAAACUUGGAGAGUCGUUCAUGGUGCGUGGUGGAUCCGUGAUAGCCACCUGCUGACCUCGUCUCUGUGUGUGCGUGGGGGUGGGGGGCGUGUGGCGCCACUUUGACCCCUCAACAUCCUGCGGAACCCAGAGAGAAAAGGGACUCUUCCAAUUUAGAGAUGAAAGUGGUCCUCAUCACUCGAAACUUUUUCUCUUUGGAAAGCAUGCACCUGUGCGUUGGACACGCGUGCCAAACGAUGAAUGCGUGGGGUGGGGUGCAAGGGAUCAUCAAAUAAAUGGCAUCCUCCAUGGCACGCGCCCACCAACAAACAUGGCCUCCCGCCAGCCCCCCGCCCCGUCCGACGUCCCCCUCUUUGACAUGUGGCGCGACUACUUGAACCUGAGUGGUGUGCUGAAGAAGAUCCGCAGCGAAUACCCGGUGGAGGCAGAGGCCCCCCUCCAGGCGUGCGAGGCGCCCCACCGCGGUGACUCCCUGGAGAGCACUUCUGUGAGCAGCCGCUCGGACAGCAGCUCCACCGUGCGGCCGUCGGCCUUCUGUCCCUUCUGCAAGCGGAACGGAGAGACCUCCCACGUGUACCUCUCCCACAACCUGAAGGCAGAAGACGGCAAGGUGGUGUGCCCCGUCCUGUGGAGGUACACCUGUCCCGUGUGUGACGCUACAGGAGACCACGCCCACACACUCCGCUAUUGCCCUCUGGCCCAGCGCCUGAAGGUGGCCAGGAUGAUGAUGCCAGGUCCCAAGUUCUGGUAGAUGUUUCAUGUUGUUUCAUGAGAUUGUGCGGCCUCUGUUGCGGUUCUGCUCUGCUUGCCAUUUCGGCCAUGUUUUCACUGCCAUGCAACUUCCAAUCCAAUAAAGAUGAAUAUUUUA